AGCCCAGAUUGAACAGAGAACAGCAUGAACAUAGCUGCGUGCACAUUAUCACCAAAUGUCAGAACCACCAGUCAGAACGCACCCUCACUCAGAGCAUGAGGAACACUGAAAAGAGCUAAAACUCAGAAUGACAGCCCAGAUCAAACAGAGAAGAGUUAUAUCACAGUUAUAUCACAGUAUUUCUCCUAAUAACUGUGCCGCCUUCACAGAGCACAUUCGUUAGCGUUGGACUCCUUUUGGGUUUAGUCUGGAUUGGAUUACUUAGUCCGAGGUGUGGUCAUGGACUGGACUGAUCGAGGGGCUCAACAUGGAAGUAAAACUGUAUGGGCCUGUGUGAGGGAUCACGCCUCAGUUUGACUGACUGCCACAACUACAGCAUUUCCAUAUUAGAUCAAUACUUGUUACAAGAGAUGACAUAUCUGUAUUCAUGGGCAUCAGGCUGAUAUCAGCAGGAAAUGCUGGAUGAGACAUCAUAGGGGAAAAACGGAGUGAAUCUGAUCCAAUCCUUUGAAGAACAUCUAUCCUAAAACAGCUCACACUUUCACUGUGCGGUGUGAUGUUGUCAGCUGUGUAUUUCUUCCUGUGGGAUAGAAGAGCCUUCGACUGGUUUGAGCAUGAUAGCCUACUUUUAGACACUCGAGUUGAGUGAAGCUUUCAAAUGACAGCUCAUUUAAACAGCGGAUGAACUUCACAGGAAUCAGAAUGAAAGUAGGUUUUACUGAGAUUCGCGAUGAAGUCGGCUCGAUUGAAAUCCACAACGGAAGGUGCCAGCAAAGAAACAAACGGAAGGACUAAACAAGGAAAGUAAACGAAGUAAAGAAAAGGGCUACUAAACAGAACAACCCGACAGAACAGAAAAGAGUUUACAAUACUAGAAAUAAAUACACAAAACCAUAAGCUGGAAACCAUUAAUCAAUGCCAAGCAAGAUGCGGGACAAACACAAUGGGUAGAAAUACUGGUGGAACCCAACAAAGAACUCCUGGGAACAAUUGCGAGGUGGGGCUACAGAUCAGAUACAGUAACUGUAAGCAGAGACCACCCUCUGCAGCUCCAGCUGAUACUGCUAUGGAGGAUAGUAUCUCUGAGAACUUUCCAGAAGCACCAAUAUCAACAUCUGAGCAUGAUGCUCCACAAACUACCUGGACAGAUGAAGACACAGAAGACGAAGAAGAUGGAACUUGGGAGGACGUUUUCAAGAAUGCAGAUGACUUUCCCGUUGAUUAUUCGAUAGAUUUUGAGGGCCCAGAGUGGGAAGAGAGUGAGCCUACAGAUAUGAAGGUUGACGUGAGAGAGAAAAGCUGCGUUGACAGCACAUGGAUGUUCAAGCUGAGAAAGAACCUGGACCAGCUGGACAGCUUUUACAAGCAGAAGGAGCUCAACGUGUUGAAGGCCAGAGAGGAAUUGAAAGCCUGCCGUCUCCACCUGACUGAGCUGGAGAAGGAGAGGGAGAACGUGGAGUCGGACAUAGAGAAGGAGAAACAAGCAGAGAACAGCAGCGCGGCCGUGUUCCGCCUACGUGCCCGGCACAAGUGUCUGUGCGCACAGCUCCAGGGAGAGGAGGAGCUGGAGGCUCAUCUAUCCAUGGUCCUGCAGGAGCAUGAACUGGAGCUGUGUGAGGUGGAGGUAGAACUUGGUCGGUUCCUCAGCCUGCGCCAGGAGGUGGAACAGGAGGAGAAGAAUUUCCAAGCCCAGAAACAGGAGAGACACAAUCAACGAAUCCAGCGCGAGAAGAACAUUGCCAAAGCAGCCAGACUGAGAGCACUACGUGCCAAAAAUGAACAGGAGAAGGCUUUGCAAGAACAGGCAGAGCUUGACCAGAGGAGACGGGAUCAGUCCCUGGCAGGCCGACGGAAAGCAGUGGCUUUCCUCAAACAGACUCUCAACAGGAUGCGCCAGAAAGAGGCUGAGAGAGAAGAGAAGAAGAAAGAGCUGAUGAAGAGGAGGAUGGAGGCAGCAGCAUCACUGAAGGCCAAUAUAGCUGCCACUCAGGAAUCACUGCGUGUUAGACAGGCCAAGGAGAAGGCCCGCUCGCAGAAGCAAAGGGAGGAUGAGAACCGUCAGAGAGAAUCACUGCAAACAGCGGGCGUGAACAGCAUCAAACUCAUGCACCUGCAGAAAGCGCAGGAGGACCUACACAGAAAGCAGGAGGAAUUCCAGGAGAGGCAGAAAGCCAGGCGGAUUGAGAUUGUUUCCAAACUGCUCCUAGAAGAAGAGAUGAAGGAGAAACUGGAGAAACGGCAAGCACUCCUUUUCCCUUCAACACCGCCUCAUAUGACUCAGAGCGCAGUGCUGAAGCGGCGAGAGAAGAGGCUGCUCCAGAGCAUCCUGCCUCUACCACCACAAGCAGAGAGAGAGGAGAGCCCGAUCCGGUGCUCAGUGUCAUCUUCUGUCAGCUCCAGAGGUGACAUCAGCAUCUCUCCAGACUUCGUGAAGGAUGAGAGGAGGAACGAGGGAGAUAAAACAGUGGAGGAGAAAGGACAGCAAGAGUGCCUGGUCCAGCCUGAGUUCACUGGCCUAUGGGACCGCAAGCACAGCGAUUACACGGGCACAACGGAUGAAGACAUUCCUCUAAAAGCGGCCCAUUUGAGGUCCACGAAGACCGGCCUGGAGAGAAGUUUGGCUUCAAAAGCUGGCAAAAAAUCUGCAGGUGGCAAAGAAUUAAAAGGUCCAUCGUUCGUUAGCAAGCCAGAAAUCGUCCUCUUUAAGGAUUUUGAUGUUGGAAAGACAUAUAAGAAGAAGGUCGUACUCACAAAUGUCUCUCACGCCACAAAUUACUGCAGACUUCUGGGAGUUUCGCAGAACCUCAUGGACUUCAUAGCAGUAAGUUUUGAGCCUCCUGGGCCCAUGUCUGCAGGCAUGGCGUGUGAACUGAAAGCUGUUUUCAAGCCUGUGCUGAAUGAGAACUUGGAAGGUGAGGUCCAGUUUCAGUCUGCUACUGGCCCAUUCUCUGUGAUCAUCAAGUGCACCAGGAAAAAAUGUGAGAUGGUUGUUGAUAGGAGCCUCAUUGACUUUGGUACCCAUGUGGUCGGGCAGACAAUUUCACGGGUAAUCACCCUGACAAACAGGGGGGCUUUGGGUACUCGCUAUGCACUGGCUGCCCUCUCCACCAAUUGCCUUCAGCUUCACCAUCUAUCCAAGAAUUCUUCUAGUGUGCAGGUACCUGGAGAAAGCAGCAGUGUGAAACUUGCUGCUUCAUAUUAUGCCUCAGAAGAAAUUCAAGCAGAGCAUGAAAGCACUGAGUGCAUAACUCGGUCAGAUGUCAAAUCAGAUGCACCCCCUGGCGAUGCCGCCUCCCUAGGUGUUGAGGUGAUCAGAGCCAGUCAGGAUUCAGGAGGCGGUGGUUUGGAGGAGAGCACAAUCACAGGGGUUGACCAGGAUGGAUCUGAGGUCAAUGAAAUCAGCAUUGGAGAAGUGCAUGAGGGCGAGGUGGGCCCAUUCGCUACCGUCAAACUGCCCAUUGUUUUCACGCCGACCAUUCCAGGGGAAACCAAGCUAGAUAUCCAGAUCACCUUCUCACAAUCAGACUGUGAAAUGAUUGUGGUGUCAGCCCGUGGUGUAGCAGAGAGUGUUCCUGUGUGGGUGACCAAGCCGAGCAUGGACCUGAGAAUCUGCAUGUAUGAUCGUCUUUAUCAGGACAGCAUUGAAGUUCAAAGCAGAGCCAGUACGGCCCUCAAAGUGACAUUUGAGGUGUGUAAAGAGCUGAAGAACCACAUGAAGAUCCUGCCUAAAACUGGCUUUAUCCAGGCCAAGUCCAGCUUCCAUGCCCAGCUCAAGUUCCUGCCCAGACGUAGCUUGCCAGUGGAUGCCAAAUCCCUCUUUGACCAGGACACAGGGGUCCUGGAGGUCCCUUUGUUUAUACAGGUGGCCGAUCAGGUGAGACCCGUCCCAUUCACAGUCCACGCAGUGGUCACUACAUCCGAUCUGGAGUUUGACCGUGCCGAGGUGGACUUUGGCCACUGCUCCGUCUUUGAGUCGGUCCGGACCAGCAUCCGGCUCACCAACUACUCUUUAUUGCCACAGGACUUUGGCUUUGUGGGCAUUCCAAAGUUCAUUAACGUUCAGCCUAAUGAUGGCUUUGGCACCCUGCUGCCACUGCAAACCCUGGAAAUCGAUCUGAUCUUCAGCGCUUCAAAAGCUGGAGAGUACAACUUUAAGCUGAACUGCAAGUCUGGAAUUAACAGAGACUUCAUGUUAUCAUGUCGUGCCAUCGGUGUCCGCCCUUUACUGGAGCUUUCUGGUUCAGUGGUGCAGUUUGGUGGUACAGCAGUAGGAGACAACUCCACUGCCGUUCUGUACGUGCUGAACUCCCAUACCAGCUGCAAUGAGUAUACACAUGCUGUGCCUCGGGAGGGCAAGGGCCCCAUACCUCCUGUGGGUCCCAGACUCUUCGCAUUCGCCACGCCAGAAAAUUCUGAAAUCACGGUGACCCCUGCUACAGGACGCGUUAUGCCUGGACAGAGGUGUCUGGUGCAGGUUACUUUCAGCCCGUCUCUGUCUGAUGACGACAUCAGGGCGGAGGCUGUUCGAUUGGUGUGCCAUAGUGAGGAGCUGCGUGUGCAGGAAUUUCAGAAAGCUAAUGCUGAGGCCAGCUGCAGCACAGAGCCUAAAACAGUGAACCAAAAGGAGACGCAACAGGAUGCAAAGAAAGGAAAGAAGCCUCCCAUAAACCAUGGCUCGGGCAGACUAUCUUUGAGGGAGAAGGGCAGCAAAACAUCUCUGACCCCAAAAACGGACAGUCCCUUUCAUCCACCGAAUCCAGCAGACAUUCAGAAGGGCUCAAAUGAGUAUGCAGCAGGAAAGGCCUCUCUCCUUCGCUCUUUUAAAGAGCGGUACAGCCGUUAUGUCAUCCCCUGCUUUGUGUCCAAUGGCGACAUUACGCAACCGGAGUCUGAGGAGUCUGUAUACAGCCCCUAUAACACUCUCUACCUGGAACUGCAUUGCCCAGCUGUCAGACCAGCACUGGUGGUCAUUUCUGACAGUGGGGAGACCACAGUUGACUUCAACCAGGUGUUAGUAGGUCAGAAAGUUUUGAAAAAGGUGACAAUCCAGAACAUUUCAUCAGAAUGCGUGAAGCUGAAGUCUUCAGUGUUGGAUCUAUAUGGGCCAUUCUCCGUGCUGAACGCUAUGAGGGAGGUCAGACCUGGAGACACCCACACACUACGGCUGGCUUUCGUACCAGCACUGGCAAAAAAGUACCGUGAGAUGCUAGAGGUCAGCUGCAGUAACAUGGCUCUGGAAUUUACAUUGUGCGGGGAGGGCCUUGCGCCCCUUGUCACCUGCUCACUUGAGGGAGGGGUUAUGAACUUCGGAUAUGUGCUGGAGAAAGAAAGUGCCACCCAAGUGUUCACACUGCAGAACUCUUCCCCUCUGCCUGUUCAGUUCAGUGUGUUGUUGGACAGUCUCUGCCCUUCCAAACACAGCGACAAUCGCUUGCUCCCAGCAUUCCUCUCAGCACACUCUAUACCACACACAACUUUGGGCACUCAGAACUAUAGUGGGCAGAGUGUGUUCACUGUGUCUCCCAUAGGCGGCAUUAUUGGCCCUGGAAAAUCUCAAGACAUCACUGUGACCUUCCAGCCUGACCAUGAAAGCCUACAUUACCGGGACAUACUCAGAGUGCAGCUCAUGAACAAACAAAGCGUGUGUGUUGUGGAGUUACGGGGUGCAGCACGGUGUCACACCAUGUUUGUGUGUGGUGGGGACACGUUAGACGUGUGCUGUGAAUCGCUCAUCCCCAACCACAUAUACAGCACGGCACAAACAGAGCGCACAGGGGCUGAGAAGCCACCCACCCCAGUGUUGUUGACUUUGAAAAGUGUGUGUGGUGAGGGUAGGGUGAUGGCGGCAACGCGGGAGUUAGAGGUGGGCUGCAUUCGUACUGCACAGCCAGUCCCCAAGAAGAAUGUGGAGUUCCUCUGGGAGGACGUGGCUGCUUUGCAGCAGCAUGGCUUUAGUGUGGACCCUACCAAAGGAAGUGUGGAUGCGGGACACAGGCGCACCAUCACUGUCACUUGGACGCCCCCUGCUGGACACACUCCCAGUGAAGUUGUUCAGGUGCGUGUUCCCUUGACUUUGAAAGGAGACGAGACUGAGGUGUAUAGCGUCACUCUCAUGGCCUGCAUAUCCCACAACGCUCACUCUGCAUAGGACCUGAAACCUUUGACGAAUUUUUUUGAAAAACUUUUCAUUCUUCUGUAAAUGCCAUGAUUUUAGACUUCAAGCGUUUAUAUUUAUGAUGUCAAUAUUAAACAUCUCUUUGUUACUUAAUAAUAAUAAUCAAGUAGUUCUAAUUCCUGUGAUUUGUUCAAUUUGUUACUUUCUUUUUACUGUUUAUUGAUAAAAGUGUUGUAAAUGUUCUCUACAAUUUUAUGUCACGCAUUAAGCAUACAAUUUUAUUUUACUAGUAGGAAUUACAUGCUUGAAUUGAUUUUGUGCCAAUAAAAAAUGAAUUGUUAUAGGAAAACAUUUCAACAUUUAAAGACUAAACUUUCUAUUCUUUUGCAUGUUUCCUCUGGGUGCUCCCGGUUUCCUCCCACCAGUCCAAAGACAUGCAGUCAGGUGAACUGGAGAUGCUAAAUUGCCCCCGGGUGUGAGUGAAUGUAUAUGUCUGUGUGUGCCCUGUGAUAGAGUCCUGUCCAGGGUGUUUCCUACCCACUGACUGCUGAGAGCACAACCCAGUGCUCCAGAACUGUAUAUACUGUGGCAGUGCAACAUGAUUCACAGGCAAGUAGACACGACUCCUCAUCCUAUUUGUCUCAUUUACAGAGCCUGGGGGGUUUACAUUUACAGAGCCUGGGGGGUUUCCUCUGUCAAUAUAUUUUACUGACAGCUGACAGAAUACAUGCAGAAUUUCCCUGAAUAUUACAGAAAGAGUUCGAACUUAAAGACCCCAACCAGUUGCCUUCUGUCAAAAAUAAAGACCUGUUUCAUACAUUUCAGUAAAACCUUUUUCCCGUUGCAUUAAAACAAGUUUCAUACUUUC
Messenger RNA from Pygocentrus nattereri (red-bellied piranha), 6983 nucleotides. RefSeq names its product cilia and flagella associated protein 74 (gene cfap74). The transcript is spliced from 39 exons. The record is from RefSeq and is a predicted model, not a curated record. Lineage: Eukaryota; Metazoa; Chordata; Actinopteri; Characiformes; Serrasalmidae. The coding region runs from base 944 to 6148 and encodes 1734 amino acids.